Messenger RNA from Meloidogyne enterolobii, 390 nucleotides. The record is from the annotation of a GenBank genome assembly. NCBI's taxonomy places the organism in Eukaryota, Metazoa, Nematoda, Chromadorea, Rhabditida, Meloidogynidae.
CAAUCAUUAUUAGCUUCUGAACCUCCCAGUCUUGAAUUGUUAGAUAAAAUAGUUGAACAGAGAAGACAGAGGGAAAAUGCUGCAAAUGAAUUAAUGAUGAAACGAUUGAGAGAAAAUAAAGUAGUUGAGCAGAAUACUGUAACAAUACCUCAAACAACAACAAUCAUAGCUUCUCCACCUCCAGAUAGCGGGUAUGAUAAUGGACGUAGAGUUGUUCUCGACAAGUUUCAUGAGGACAGUGGAUUAAUAAGAAAGAGCGAACAAGGACAAAAAGCACAACCUUUAGAGAGCCAAGGACCUCCACCUUCAGCACAACGCCCUCAAGGAUUUGGAGGUGGUAAGAGACCGAACAGUAUAUCCUCCCCCUUCCGAUUUUUAUCAAGUAAAUAA